Molecule: messenger RNA, 3090 nt
Organism: Centruroides sculpturatus (bark scorpion)
Lineage: Eukaryota; Metazoa; Arthropoda; Arachnida; Scorpiones; Buthidae
Product: transcription factor IIIA-like
Exons: 10
Coding region: 203-1432 (409 amino acids)
Biological process (GO): regulation of transcription by RNA polymerase II
Cellular component (GO): nucleus
Source: RefSeq, a predicted model, not a curated record
GUAGUUUUUAACCACGUGUAUUUCGGUAUAUGGUGACUGUUUUCUUUUAAUGUUUUAUGAUUUAAGUUAUUGUGACUGUUUUUAUUAUUAGUAGGACUGCUAAUGAUUUUCCUGAAGCAGUAAUUAUAUGCACUUUUGCGGAAUGUUUUUAUUUUAAUGUUUCGUCAGUUUAUUCAUCAGUUUUCAUAUAAAUAUUGUAAUUAUGUUAACGAAGGAAAUUCGUGAAGAGCUGCAGCUUCAGUCUGCAGAUAAAGAAAAUGACAUUAAGUCAAGCAUUGGCGAUGCUUUAAAUUUCGAAUCCGAAGAAAAUAUUUCUGUUGAUGUGAGAUCUGAAAAUGUUGAAAACAAUAAUGAAAUACAAGUGGAAGUCAGAGACAAUGAUUUCACUUCGAGUUCAGACGAAGAGGGAUAUGAAAGUGAAGAAAUACUAUCUAUUGAUAAAACCAAAACUAAAAAACGAAUUUAUUUCUGCACUGAAGAAAAUUGUCAAGCAAAAUUUACUAGAAUUGAUCGCUUAAAAAGCCAUAUGGGUACUCAUUUUUCUGGAGAGAGACCUUUUGUUUGUUUUCAUGAUGAUUGUACAAAACGUUACACAAGAGAAUGGCAUUUAAGGAGACAUAUACAAGCUGUGCAUACAGUUAAAGAAGAAAGUGAUGAAAAAUUAAAAAUUUCAUGUUUUAGAUGUCCAUUUUCAUCAUGUGAAAAAUUAUUCAAAACUCAGCGUACACUAAAUAAACAUGUAAAAAAUAUACAUGAGAAAAGAAAAUAUGUGUGUUCAGUUUGUUCAAAACCAUUCAGAAAGAAUCAGCAUCUGAAGAGUCAUGAAUAUGAACAUACUGGAAUUAAACCAUUUCUUUGUCAACAUGAAGGUUGUGGUAAACGUUUUAUUGUUCCAAGUAAACUUAAGCGUCACAUGAAAAUUCAUGAAGGUUACAAAUGUGAUGUUGAUGAAUGUAAUGCUGUAUUUGAAACUUGGACACUUUUAGUUCAGCAUAGGAAAACUUCUCAUCCACUAAAUUAUACAUGUGAUAUAUGCAAGAAAAAAUUUAAAACAAGAUUUAAUCUUCAAAAUCAUCUUACAGUGCAUGAAGAAAAUAGAAUUGUAUUUCAUUGCUCUUAUGAAAAUUGUUCAAAAUUUUAUUUUGUUAAAAGAAAUUUAUCUUCACAUAUAAAAAUACACCAUGAAGGACGUAAAUUUUCAUGUCCUCAUGAAGGUUGCAAUGAACAGUUUGCAUAUAAGAAAUCACUUAAAUAUCAUUUGAAACUUCAUUCUGAAGGAAAUACUGAAAAAUUGAAAUCUAGAAGAAAUCGAAAUCGAAGUGCUCGUUAUAAGGACAAAAGAAAGAAAUUGAAAAAGAAAGAAGCAGAUUACGCAGCAUUUUUAUCGGGUUUUGAUUCAUCCAAGAAAGCAGAUGAAGAUCUUAAUGCCUGACUUAAUUUCUACACAAAAGAAAAAAUUAAAAACCAUAUUACAUGCACACUAUUGGCAUGUUAGGACAUAAAAAUAAUCUCAGAAGUAAGAAAUUUUAUAUUUGGUUGGUUGAACUGAGUAUGUAUCAUUUUCACAACAACAGGCAUUUGAGAAAUUAAAGUCAUACAAUUCUUUACUUAGUAAAAAAACCUUUGUUUUUAUUGAACAAACUUUCUUACUGAACAUUUGCAAGAAAGGUAAAGAAAAGGAACUGUUUACAGUUUACUUAUAUGUAUAGCUAAAUCUAGAGUGUGUCUACACUAAUAUACUGAGUGUUAUACAGUUUUCAAUUACUUUCAGACUCACUCAUGAAAUUCCCUAAAACAAUUUGACUUUUUGUUCAAGCAUAGAUGGAGGUUACACUUAAUGCACAUGAACAUAGUCUAUCCUUUAUAUUUGGAACUUUUGUAUUUUUGUUUCACUUACAAAAAUCAAUGACUCACUCCAUCAGUUCCACAAAUCAGGUAUACGUUUUGUUGGACCCUUUUACUUUUUCAUUUGUAAUUCUUUCUUCAUACUUCCAGAUGCCUACCUCUUUUUUUUCUUGUCAUAUCUUUUCCUUCCUUACAAAGAUCUGCAAUUCUGGAUUUAAACUUUAAGUUUCCCUUGAAAGCAGUUAAUAGAUGAUUGGCAUGAUUCUAUUGUUAAAGGAAAAGUAGGAUGUACAUGGUCAAGCCACUACUAAUUUGAAAAUGGGGAGCAUAUAUUUUAAAUUAAAUAAAUUAAAAAUGAUUAAAAAUUGCAACCCAGCAUUGUGACAAUGUAAUAAUAAUUGUUUGUUUCGAUUUGAGUCUAAUCAAAUCAUCCUGAAGAGGAUAGUUGUAAGUUUUCAAAAGUACUUGCAGUUUUUGAAUAAAAUGUUGGUUUUAAUGCUGUAAGACAGAAUAUGUUACAUCAUAAAAUUAUGCUAGAUUAUUAUUUGGUGUGAGGUGCAAUUAACUUUCUCAUCUGUUGUUGAUAUGUGUCCUGUGCUAGUAGCAAAUAUUCAUCACCACUGUCAUCAAUGCCACUGAGACAGCUAUCAUCACUCUUGUUUGCAGAUGGUAUAGAAGUUUUCAAAGGUAAAUGUUUUGAACCAUAAAAGCUUGUCCCUCUGUCUAAAAAAUAGAAAGUAUUGAGUAGUAGCAGACAUUCAAUAUCAUGCCAACAAUAAACCUGUAAUCAUUCCAACCCAUUAGCUCACACCAACUUGUGACCUCAUGGGGUCAACUGUACUGUUUAUUUCAUACCUUCACAACAGAUCUGUUUUACACAUUUUUUGUAACAAAAUAUUUUCUUAAAUGAAUUGAAUUUUUGUAUAUAUAUAUAUGUAUAUAUAUAUAUAAUGAGGGAUCUGGAUUCUGGGACUUCACACAAUCAUCACAGAAUUCCAAAGUGCACAGGUUUCCAUAUAAAAGAAUUAAUUUGGAAUGAUGAGAAUUUGCAACAUUCAGUAUUAAAGAGUUAAGAAGGCUGACAAGAAAACUGCAUCUACUACUCAAGUAAUAGAAGUAACAUCUGAAUGUGAUAAAACAGUGCUUAAAAAAUUGUCACCUGAAAAUUCAGGUACUGAAUUAAAAGUGAGAAUCUGCUGUCGUAAAUUAUGUUGAUGCUUCAAAUAAUAAAUUUUUGUGAUAAAA